GAGAAGUCUAUUUCCCUCCAAAUUAGAUUUGCUGUAGGAAAGAGGUUUGCUUUCCUAAGUUCACACAGACUUCAGUUUGUAUGCGUGUGUUUGAAGUUCAGCAUCAUCGGCACAUGUUGAGAUCAUACAGAGCUCUCCAGUCUUAAACCUCACUGUAUUUAAACAGUAAAUGCUUUCAGAUCCAGUGAUGGAAGAGACCAAAUUUCGGCACUUUUAGUCUCUGUAUUAAAACUCUGGACUAAAGGUGUGAUGGACUUAAGAUCAUGUUGUUGGAGACUGAGGGGAACAAGAGAGCUUCUAUUUCUCGGCGGGGGGAGUUUCCCGCCUGAUUGGCCCGUUUUCUGUGAAUCCUUCAUCAAGCUCAGCGUAUACGAUGUGAAGGAGAGCGGCGAGCAGCAGAGCAGUUUCUUGGGAAGUACCAGCUUCUCAUUGGCCGAUCUCUUCCAGUCCAGAGAUCAGCAGCUUUCUCUCAACUUAAGAUCCACUCGAGUGUCUUCAUUGCACUGGAGUGGCGGUAUGAGGAUAUUUACUGUGUGA
Messenger RNA from Misgurnus anguillicaudatus (oriental weatherfish), 537 nucleotides. Lineage: Eukaryota; Metazoa; Chordata; Actinopteri; Cypriniformes; Cobitidae. The record is from RefSeq and is a predicted model, not a curated record.